AUGUCGGUCACACUCCAUACCACCCACGGCGAUCUUAAGGUCGAGCUCUUCUGCGAAGCCGUUCCCCAAACCGCACAAAACUUUCUCGCCCUCUGCGCAACCGGCGCGUACAACAACACCCCCUUCCACCGCUUAAUCCCCGGCUUCAUGAUCCAAGGCGGCGACAUCUCCCUCGGCGACGCAGCAGGCUCCUCCCCUGAAACCUCCGCCCGACCCGUCCUCCCCUUCGAAGUCCCUAAGUCAGGUACCUCGAUCUUCCACCCCUCCGCGCUGAACCAGGAGAUCAGCCUCCCCGCCCUCCGACACCAUACCCGCGGAAUGCUUUCUAUGGCAUCUCGGCCCGUAAAAGACCGGACAGCGCCGGGGUUCCAGGGUGCGACUGGGACGACGAUUAACGGGAGUCAAUUCUUCAUCACACUUGCGCCUGCGCCACAUUUGGACGGGGCAAGUACGGUGUUUGGUAAAGUGUUGAAUCUGACGGCGCAGGAUGAGGGCGGUGAUGUGUUGGCGAGGUUGGAGGGCGCUAAUGUGAAGAUUGACAAAAAAGGGAGGGUUGUGCAGCCGAAGGAGGAACAAGAGGAUGAAAAUGAGGCUCUGCGGAUCAAUAGGGUUACGAUUCAUGCGAAUCCGUUUGCUGGGUGA
Messenger RNA from Aspergillus chevalieri, 642 nucleotides. RefSeq names its product putative peptidyl-prolyl cis-trans isomerase (gene cyp5). The transcript is spliced from 3 exons. Gene Ontology annotation, molecular function: peptidyl-prolyl cis-trans isomerase activity. Gene Ontology annotation, cellular component: catalytic step 2 spliceosome. The coding region runs from base 1 to 642 and encodes 213 amino acids. The record is from RefSeq and is a predicted model, not a curated record. Gene Ontology annotation, biological process: protein peptidyl-prolyl isomerization; protein folding. Lineage: Eukaryota; Fungi; Ascomycota; Eurotiomycetes; Eurotiales; Aspergillaceae.